This is a messenger RNA of Rotaria sordida, 456 nucleotides long. Lineage: Eukaryota; Metazoa; Rotifera; Eurotatoria; Philodinida; Philodinidae. The record is from the annotation of a GenBank genome assembly.
AUGCCUGUAGCACAUGUUAUUCUUCAACGUACACUUGUUCGUGGUAAUCAAUGUUCAAAUAAUCAAUAUGAUACAGAAAAUUUACAUAGAGUUCAAAAUAAUUAUCAAGAUUCCUCGCUUGAUAUUGAUUUAUCACAAGCAAAAUACCGUAAUGAACGAUUGAAACAAAAAUAUGAUAAUUCAGGAAAAUUGAUAUAUGCUUAUGAAACAUUAUUAUCUGAAUGGCGUAUGACUGAAUGCUCACCAUGGUCAUCAUGUUCGGUUAGUUAUGGCCAUAGAAUAAAAACACAUCGACGUACUUAUCUUAUGCCAGAUAAAGCUUUUCGUAGUCAUUGUAUUCAAAGAACCUAUGAUAUGACUUCAUGUUAUUUGACAUCAUGCUUAUCAUCAAUGACAGAUGAUAAUUCGAAAUCAUCAAAUAAUGCAAUGUGUAUGGUAAGCCAAUGGUCACCAUGA